Plasmodium vivax (malaria parasite P. vivax) is the source of this 3015-nucleotide messenger RNA. RefSeq names its product adapter-related protein complex 3 beta 2 subunit, putative. Gene Ontology annotation, cellular component: membrane coat. Bases 1 to 3015 code for a protein of 1004 amino acids. The record is from RefSeq and is a predicted model, not a curated record. The transcript has a single exon. Gene Ontology annotation, biological process: intracellular protein transport; vesicle-mediated transport. NCBI's taxonomy places the organism in Eukaryota, Apicomplexa, Aconoidasida, Haemosporida, Plasmodiidae.
AUGGACUACAUCAGCUUCAACAUCAAAGUGCCGCUGCUCGAGAAGGCGGCGACGAACGUGAAGGAGAUUAUCUCCCACAUCAGGCUCAACGAUGGGAUCUAUUUCGACCGAACGAGGUACAAAAAGGAGGAAAUUCUAAACGACCUCAGAAGCAACAAUGAUCAGAAAAAGAUAGAAGCUGUUAAGCGACUGCUCAUCGCGCACUUGAUGAGGGAGGACGUCUCGGAAUUCUACGUGGAGGUAUCCAAAAAUAUGUCAAAUGGGAACCGGACUCUGAAGAAGCUAAUAUAUAAUUACCUGUCUCUGCAUGCUAAUCGGAGUGACCACUUGAGCAUGCUGACUGUUAACUCUUUUAAAAAGGAUAUCGCCAGUAGGGACUUUCAAAUUCGUGCGUACGCCUUGAGGGCCAUGUGCUCCAGUCGGUCGCUCGAGAUGAUUGGCGUCGUUACGGAUUCGCUUAAGAUAAUGGCGAAGGAUAGAUCGUGGUACGUUAGAAAGACUGUCGCGGAUGUUAUCCCCUCGGUGUAUAACGCAGACCCGGACCAGUUAGUUCUUUUGAGAAACGUCCUGCUGGACUUGAUUGGCGAUGGGGAGGUCCCCGUCGUGUCCGCCGCCGUGGCGUCCUUCUGCACUAUGUGUGUGGAGGUGGUUCCCACUGGGAAAAAAACAGAUCAGGUGGCGGCCAAGCCGGGGGGAGUAACAGGGGAGAAGCCAGAUGAGGAGACGCCCCUGGAUAGAAGCACCCCCGAUGGGAGCAACCCGGCGAACCUGCUCCACUGGCUGUCCUUCCUCCACCCGCACUACUACAAGCUGUGCAGGUACCUCCUAAUCAUGCACCCCUUCCACCAGACCUACCUCAUAGACUUGCUGCUGAAGUACUGCCGGGCGUUUUACCGAGACCCCCUUACGAAUGAGAAUGUAAAUUUUAAGGAACUUCUUCACUUGUUCAGCUGCUCCGAUGGAGAGGAGGAAGCGCCCCCCCCGCCAGUGACCCCCGCGGAGGGGAACCAAUGGAGGAGCCCCUCCCCAGAAGAUUACUACGGUUAUGCGGAUGGAGAGUUUGCGGAUGAAGGGCUUGCGGAGGAGCUGAAGCACUGCGGAGUGGACAUCGAGCUGUUCAUCGAGAAACUGCUGCUGCUUCUCUCCUCCUGCAGCUACAACGUAGUCAUACAGGCCAUCUCGUCUCUCUACCACCUGACCAAAUUCACCUUUAAGGAUAACAUGGUCCAUGCCAUUAUCUCGUGUAUUAUGAAGAGCUCCAUGGAGGGGAACGACCACACGUACGUCCUCUUUAUUAGGAGCGUCCAAUCGAUCAUAAUAUGUUUGAAGGAAGACUUCGCCGCGUACCUCUCCUUCUUCUACGUCAGCUCCGUAGACAGCACCGUCAAGAAGAACAUCAAAAUUGAUAUGCUUUACAUACUAACUAAUGAGGAAAACAGGCCAGUCGUUUUGGAGGAGCUCCUCCAUGCCCUCUUCCAGCCCGGCAACGAUAACCUCAUCGUGAAGAAGCUGUUCAGGCACAUCACCGCGGUGGCUGUAGCGGAUGCCUCUUGUCUCCCCACAGUUAUGCAUCAUAUUAUUUGUCUCCUUAACUGCACUCUGCAGUUGUAUUCGUUUGAGGCCAUUCUCUCGUUGAGGCAGUUACUGAGGCAGAGUGACUCUGAGAGGAUCUCCGAAAUUACAUUUUUCCUAAUUCGCAUUUUUUUUUCUAUCGGAUCGACCGAAGUGCAAACCUCCGUGCUGUGGACCCUGGCCAAGUACCAAAAUUUUGCGGACCAUUUGCUCAUUUUUGACUUGGCUCGCAUGCUGGUGAAGCGCUUCGGGCAGAUGGAGGCCGCGCUGAAGGUCCAGGCCCUCCACUUCCUGCUCAAGGUCUGGGCCUACCGGUGCGCCAGUUGGUUCCUCCGCGGGGGGGAGGCGGCGGGGCAGAAGCGGAGCGGUAAAGCGGCAGUGGAGACGCAAACCGGUGAAGCGCCAUUGGAGAAGCGUAUCUGGGAGAGACCCGCCGCUACCACGAGCGUCUACCAAGAGCAGCAGGGCAAGCUCGCGGAGAGAUCGAACAGCCACGUGGAUUACGUGGCGCCCCACUUGGAGGACUUCGCCCAGUACGAGCGGCUGUGCAAGCUGGCCCUCCUGCAGGGGGCCCGCCCUGAGGAGCGCUUCGACAUCCGGGAGACGAGUAAAUUCUACGCCAACGUCAUGCUGAGGGUAAGGGAGCUGGGCGACAAGGGGGCUCUCAACUGGACCCUGUGGCAGAGGGACCUCUACAAGGAACCAGUCAACGAGUACACGCUUCCCCUGUGCUACUUGAAGCACGUUUUUCUAAACACCGGAAGGGGGGAUCUUCCCGAAGCGUUUCAUCUCAGUAGGGAGGAAAUGCAGCAUGUGCGGAAUUCUCCCGUUGGGACGGCUCAGGGGGAAGAGCACGACGAUUACGGAGAGUACCACUUCGGCUUGGACCCUAACCGCGACGAUGGGGACGUCCAAAUGGAUCUGAAGAACCCACUUGUGUUGCAGCUCAAUACUUUUUCGAGCAUCCUCAACAGAAGACUCCCCUCCUACGUGGAGCUGCCCGACUUUGCGGACGAAGAUCUGCCCAGAAGCGCCCACAUGACAAACAGGAAAAAAGCCAAGCAGCCAAAGACGAGCAUCUCCUCGAGGGAUGUACAGAUCAGCUACAAACCCCACUUGAGCAGUGAUCGGGUUUUUUCCAACCUGGACGAGUUUUACAGGGAGGAGGGAAAUCUCGUGGAUGGGCAAACUGGCUGCACGCAAAACAUGCGGCACCCCACCGGCGGGCUGCUUCCCAACAGGGGGACCAAAAUUCAGGGCGAGGACGACGAGUCGGAUGACGAGCAGAAUGAAGCCCCCCCCAAAGUAGCCCACACUGCGGAUACGUACCUAGCUGGGGAGUGCACCUCCGCCAACAGUUUUUCCAAAAUGAACGAGCAGCAAAUAAACGACAUAGAAAAGUUCUUCUUCAGUGAUGAGGAGGAUUUCCAGGGGGCCGAAUGA